This is a messenger RNA of Necator americanus (New World hookworm), 540 nucleotides long. RefSeq lists its product as uncharacterized. The transcript has 4 exons. Gene Ontology annotation, molecular function: DNA-binding transcription factor activity. The coding region runs from base 1 to 540 and encodes 179 amino acids. NCBI's taxonomy places the organism in Eukaryota, Metazoa, Nematoda, Chromadorea, Rhabditida, Ancylostomatidae. The record is from RefSeq and is a predicted model, not a curated record. Gene Ontology annotation, cellular component: nucleus. Gene Ontology annotation, biological process: regulation of transcription by RNA polymerase II.
AUGAUGCUCACCUUGACAACGUACAGCGACCUGGACAACUUGGAGUAUUUGAUAAUGGACAAGGAUGAACCUCAAGAUCUUUGUCAGCUGAAACAGUUGGUGCUAAGACCUGAUUACAUGAGAAUUGAUGAUCACAUUAUAGUUGGAACUAUUUUUCAUAGAGUGAUCACUUCCCUUCAAAUGCACAUACGAGCAACUCUACUCGAUCAGAUGCGGAGCAUCAUCCUCUCCGAAGUUGAGUUCGUCGCAUUGUUAACGUUGAGUUUGUGGUCGCAAAGAAACCUACGUGGCCAUGAGAAAGCGGAGCGUGUAGCAGGCAAAUAUCGAGCUCAGAUAUUCGAUGAUCUGCACAGGCACUACAGAGAUGAGCGGAAGAUGGACAACUACGCAAAUAGGUUCGGCGAUGUAAUGUGCCUCUUCGUUGACGCACAGAUGAAUGCCACCCGCAUAGGAGAGGACUUUGAACUGUUGAAGCUAUUCAAUAUGUACAGUAUUGACACCUAUAUUUACGACUGCUUCAAAGGUAAUGGAAAAGGAUGA